Messenger RNA from Closterium sp. Naga37s-1, 2769 nucleotides. The record is from the annotation of a GenBank genome assembly. NCBI's taxonomy places the organism in Eukaryota, Viridiplantae, Streptophyta, Zygnematophyceae, Desmidiales, Closteriaceae.
AUGCUGAGUGACUGCCAUGCGGGUGAGGGUGGCUUUGGCAGCAGCCAUGGCAAUGCUAAUGCUGCUGAUGCUUUUGAUACUCCUUCUCCUCCUGCUGCUGCUGCUGCUGCUGCUGCUGUGAAUGCAUGCACUGAUGGUUGGGAAGCCAGAAGCAGCAUCAAGGAGAAUUGGGAUGCUGGCAUGUGGUGGGAGGAGGAAGAGGCGGAAGAGGAGGAGGAGGAGGAGGAGGAGGAGGAGGAGGAGGAGGAGGAGGAGGAGGAGGAGGAGGAGGAGGAGGAGGAGAAAGAGGAGGAGGGUGAGGAAGAGGAAGAGGAUGCGGAGCAGCAGGAGAAAUUAGCAGCAGCAGUCCUUCAUCAUGCCUCUCUGUCCACUUCCUCUCCUUCCUCUCCUCGCUCUCCGCCCUCCUCGCCCACUCCGCCCUCUCGGCCCUCCCAACCCUCUCAGCCAUCCCGCCUCUCUCCAAUCUCAACCCUCCCUCCUCUCUCCCCACUCUCUCUAUCCAGCAACCACAGUUUGCUGCUAUCCGCGUGCAUGGACCUGCUGAUACAGUCUGAAGACACGAGUGCGUUGGCUGAUCAAGAUAUGCACGUGCAUACACUUGGCGAUGGGGACGGCGUGGCAGGGAGUGGAGGGGGUGACAAGUGUCCUGUGAAGCAGCCAGUGGGAGCGGAGCUCACCCAGACUGGUGGAGAUCCCCAGCCACCGUGUGCAGCAGUAGAGCCAGAUUUACCUGAAAAAACACCUGAAGCGGCACCUGCAAAGGCACCUGGGCCUUUAUCAUUCACCUGCAGUCACCAUCCGGACUAUUCUCUCAAUGCAGAAAGUGCUGAUUACAAGCCCUUUCAAUAUGCUCCUUUCUCUCAUUCACCCUUUCUCCAUUCCACCCUUCACGAUUCUCCCUUUCACCACUCGCCUAAUCCAAGCUCCCUUACCUCCCUUGCUGGCGUGCAGUAUUCAUACUCCCACACAGCGCCCCUGCAAUCUCCAUUCGGAUCAUCCCCUCCCUCCCACCCCCUCUCUCCUCUCACCCUCUCCCAGCACCCCUCCUCCCUCCCCACGCUCUCGCACUCCCCUCCGAACCAAACACUCGGCACCAGUACAGAGGCCCUACACAUGUCCCCCCUGCUGGUUCGUCCUGGUUCUUUCCCGGAUAUUGAGAUGCCUCACUCUCUGCUGCUGCUGCACCCACCCUUGACUGGCGAAGCUGGGGAAAUAAAGAGGGGGGUUAUGCGUGAGAGUGGGUUUGUUUCCCCGAUUGAAAAGCCGCCGCCGCUCGUGCUGCCAUCACUGCUACCACCUGUUCUACCACCUGUGCUGCCGCCUGUGCUGCCGCCUGUGCUGCCACCAGCGCUGCCACCAGUACUGCCACCGGUGCUGGUACCGCAGCUGAUGCCGCAGUUAGUACCACUAGAGGGCGCUGGGGAUGCUGUGGUGCGUGCUGGCUUGGAGGCGAAUCAGACAUCUCAUCUGUUGCCGCUAACUGGUGCUGGAGAUGGGAUGAUUCGUGCGGUGGAUGUGGGGGGUGUUGGGGGUGAGGGGAAGAGAGAGUGGGAUGAGUGUGAUGUGAAAGUGAUGGAGCAGGAGCGGGAUGAGGAGUGGGAGGGUAUGGAGGAGGGUGGGGAGGAGGAGGAGGAUGGGGGAGGGGAGGGAAAGGAAGGAGUAAGGGAAAAUGAAGAGGAGAGAAUGGAGUGGGAGGGGACAGCUGGCCGAAAGGUGGGGCUGUUUACUGAAGGUUCAAGAAACAAUGCAGGAACAAGAGCGGUGGCAGAGGUUGCAGCAGUGGAUGAGGCAGCAGCAGCAGGGAAGGCAGCAACAGCAGCCGCAGCAGCAGCAGCAGCAGCAGCAGCAGCAGCAGCAGCAGCAGCAGCAGCAGCAGCAACGCAUGUGGUGUGUGACAGUACGGGGUGUGACUCUGACUUUGAGGAGCGCUGGCAGCAGCUGCUGUCCCUGCAAGACAGUGCGGUGCUGUGGGGUGACUGUGACUGUAACGAGGUUGCUGUUCGUGGAUGGGGAGGAAGGAAGGUGGGAGAAACGCAGGAGGGAGGAGGGAAUGAGGGAGGAGAGAAGGUGGGAGGAGGGACGGAGAUAAAAGGAUGGGAAGGAGGACACUGGAGGAAUGGAAGUUGUUGUGUGGCUAAGGAGCUGCUUGACGCUCUGCAUACCUACGCCGCCUCUCUCUCCUCCCUCCGCUCCUGCCUCGCCUCUGCUGCCAACACUGGCACAGCCAAUUUCUACUCCUCUCUACCCCUGGCGGUCGUGAGCGGAAGCUUUCAUGAAGCGGCCAUGGCAAUCGAGCAGCAUAUGGAAGUUGUGAAGAGGAAGGAGCGCCUAGAGCACGCACCAACGGCAGCAGCAGCAGUUACAGCAGCAGCCCGGCCCAAUGCAGGAGGAUCAGGCGGAGCAGGGGAAUCGCAGCAAGAGCAAGAGGGGGCACGGCAAGUGGGUGCUUCAAUGUCGGAGGAAAUGCAGCUGAAUGGCAGCAGAGGGGAGCAUGAGCGGCUGCAGCAGCAGCUGCAGCAGCAGCAGCAGCAGCAGCGGUGUUUGCCAGAUGAGAAGACAGCCAUUCUGCGAGCCUGGCUCUUUGCACAUUUCCUCAGCCCGUACCCGACAGACGAGGACAAGGAUGAGCUUUCUAAGGCAACACAGCUUACCCGGGCACAGGUCUCGAAUUGGUUUAUCAAUGCACGUGUGAGGAUUUGGAAGCCAAUGGUGGAAGAAAUAUGUGGCACAUUCAACAAUGCAGCGGCGACAGAGUUGUACAGUGAUUAG